Molecule: messenger RNA, 541 nt
Organism: Didymodactylos carnosus
Lineage: Eukaryota; Metazoa; Rotifera; Eurotatoria; Philodinida; Philodinidae
Source: the annotation of a GenBank genome assembly
AUGGAUAAUGACCAAACCGAUGAACAAAACAACAACGAUAUAACUACCACAACAACUACCAAACAUAAUGUGGACAAAUUAUUUGUACAUUACACACAUGAAAAACGUUUCGAACCAUUCAAACGAGAUAUGCAUCAUCUGUACGAUGAUAUAUUUCGAACUACACCAGCAGUGGAAGCAAAGUUAAUCGUCGGUAUUCGUAACCGUCGUGAUACAAAAAAUGAAUUAAUAUGUAAACGACCCAACAAAAACAUACUGCGCGACAUAUUCACUCAACGUAAUAGUUAUGAUGAGCAACAAAAUGUGUUUACUGUUGAACGACUAUCACGAUCGUUUGUGAACAAUAUUGUGUGGAGCUACGGUAGGGACAAUUCGGCUGCUUAUUUUAUGGGUUACAAAAUUGAUGGUGCAAGUGCUUCCUCGUUUACUUCACUUGGGGGUGGUUACGGUAAGGAUAGUUCAAGUGCUUAUUUUAAGGGUAAAAAAAUUGACGGUGCAAGUAGUUAUUCGUUCACUGCACUUGGAGGUGGUUACGGCAAGG